AGGCCUUUUUAUCUUGACCGUUCCUACAUUACCAGCAUCAAUGAUGAUCCUCCGAGAGUUACAUCCCAUGCUUCAGCAAUGAACAAACGUAUUCAUUAUUAUGGGAGGCUGGGCCCUCCCUCUGAAAAUUCUUUGGUUGCUCCUGAUCAUGUCAUCCCUGCACCUGAAGAGACCUAUGUUUACAGUCCCCUUGGAAGUGCCUUGAAAAUUGGUGGAGGAGACAGUUCGGAAAAGAACUCCAGCAUUGUCACAAUAUUUAUGAUCUGGAAUACCAUGAUGGGGACAUCGAUACUCAGUAUUCCCUGGGGCAUAAAACAGGCUGGAUUCACCACUGGAGUUGUUAUAAUCUCCUUGAUGGGCCUUUUAACACUUUACUGCUGCUACAGAGUUUUGAAAUCACGAGUGACAAUAACCUCUAUUGACACCUCAACCUGGGAGUUUCCAGAUGUCUGCCAAUACUAUUUUGGCUUAUUUGGUCGGUGGUCCAGCCUCCUGUUUUCUCUGGUGUCCCUCGUUGGAGCAAUGAUUGUCUAUUGGGUUCUGAUGUCCAAUUUUCUAUUUAAUACUGGGAAAUUUAUUUAUAGUAAGUACAAAAUGUCAUAUGUCUAUGAAGGUUCUCAUUUAUCCAGGGUAUAUGAGAGAAUCAUUUGCCCAAAUAAUGGAGACUCCACACCAUCAAAUGAAACGGUGGAUUUCAUUUUUGGAAAUUCUACAGGAUUCACACUAUUCCAGAUGUGUUGGAAUAAAACAAAUACUGUUCCGCUUUAUCUGAUCAUCAUACUUCUGCCUCUUCUCAACUUCCGCUCACCGUCCUUUUUUGCCAAAUUUAAUGUCUUAGGCACUGUGUCUGUACUGUACCUGGUAUCACUAAUAACUUAUAAAGCUGCUCGUAUUGGAUUCCAUUUUCAUUUUGAAUGGGAUGAACUACAAAAAUAUUUUGUUCCUGAAUUUAGGUUAUCGUUUCCUCAAUUAACUGGAAUCCUCACACUUGCUUUCUUCAUUCACAACUGUAUCAUUACGCUGCUAAAGAACAACAGAAACCCUGAAAAUAAUGUCAGGGACCUCUCAGUUGCCUAUUUCCUGGUUGGAUUAACGUAUUUGUAUGUAGGUGUCAUGAUAUUUGGUUUAUUUCCUUCCCCUCCGCUGGCAAAAGAAUGCAUUCAACAAAACUUUCUAGAUAAUUUUCCCAGCAAUGACAUCCUGUCAUUCAUUGCUAGAAUAUUCUUGCUGUUUCAAAUGAUGACAGUGUACCCCCUUCUGGGGUAUCUGGUCAGAGUACAACUCUUGGGACAUAUAUUUGGAGAUACCUAUCCAAGUAUUCUACAUGUUUUGGGACUCAACAUAGCUGUUGUUGCCGUGGGAGUUGUCAUGGCGAAAUUCUAUCCCAACAUAGGAGGAAUUAUUAGGUUUUCGGGAGCUGCUUGUGGUCUUGCGUUUGUCUUUGUGUACCCCUGUCUGAUCCACAUGAUCGCUCUUUAUCGCAGCCAGCGGCUCACAUGGUAUUCCGCUGUCAUACAUACCUCUAUCAUCGUAAUAGGUGUUGGGAACCUUGUUGCACAGUUUCUCAUGUGA
Messenger RNA from Staurois parvus, 1572 nucleotides. The record is from the annotation of a GenBank genome assembly. Lineage: Eukaryota; Metazoa; Chordata; Amphibia; Anura; Ranidae.